UUUACAAAUCUUGCCAAGAUGGCUGCCGAUUUGGACAGAAAGCAACGAGAUUCAGAAAUGAAAAGUGCAAUCAAUGACAAACUAAAUGAAAAUUUUGAACGAGAAAGGUUAAUGGAGUUAUUAAGAACCAGAUUAAAGGAGUGUGGCUGGAGGGAUAGACUAACUCAAGAAUGCAAAGACAUAAUUAGAGAAAAAGGGUUGGAUAAAGUGACAGUUGAUGACCUAGUGAGUGAGGUUACACCAAAAGCAAGAGAACUAGUUCCAGAUGAAGUGAAACGAGAGUUGUUGGAUAAAAUCCGAAACUACUUUGGUGAUAAUGUCUGAACAUCAUUUUCUAGCAUCAGUCUGGUUAUUAUCUACUU
This is a messenger RNA of Dendronephthya gigantea, 362 nucleotides long. RefSeq names its product transcription and mRNA export factor ENY2-like. Gene Ontology annotation, cellular component: nuclear pore; SAGA complex; DUBm complex. The transcript has 5 exons. Lineage: Eukaryota; Metazoa; Cnidaria; Anthozoa; Malacalcyonacea; Nephtheidae. Gene Ontology annotation, biological process: positive regulation of DNA-templated transcription; regulation of transcription by RNA polymerase II; poly(A)+ mRNA export from nucleus. Gene Ontology annotation, molecular function: transcription coactivator activity; chromatin binding. The record is from RefSeq and is a predicted model, not a curated record. The coding region runs from base 19 to 324 and encodes 101 amino acids.